AAUGUAUUAUCAUGAAUGACACAUCUUCUUCACUUUCUUAUAUACUCUUGACUGUUUUUCUUCUCAAAUCUUCAUAUAUUGACAGAUCUGUGUCUGCUGAUGAUAGUGAACUCAAUGUUGAAUCAUUGAUUGAGAACUUGAAGGACGCGAUAAUGAAGGAAUUGCCUGUGCCAUGUAUGACCGGGUCUCCCGCAUCCCCCCCUGCCCCUGUUUUCAGUUCUCCCGCUCCCGCUACCCCUGUUCCCGCAACCUUCACUCUCACUACUCCUGCUCCUGCUACUUCUGCUUCUCCUGCCUCUGUCAUCUCUGCUUUCAUUAUCAGCUCUUCUCAUUUCAAGAAGAUGUUGUGUAGACUUGAUGAAUCACAUUUCUCAGUAU
This is a messenger RNA of Blastomyces gilchristii SLH14081, 378 nucleotides long. RefSeq lists its product as uncharacterized. The transcript has 2 exons. The record is from RefSeq and is a predicted model, not a curated record. NCBI's taxonomy places the organism in Eukaryota, Fungi, Ascomycota, Eurotiomycetes, Onygenales, Ajellomycetaceae. The annotation marks the transcript as partial.